This is a messenger RNA of Tyto alba (common barn owl), 6465 nucleotides long. RefSeq names its product TNF receptor superfamily member 14 (gene TNFRSF14). Lineage: Eukaryota; Metazoa; Chordata; Aves; Strigiformes; Tytonidae. The coding region runs from base 199 to 1038 and encodes 279 amino acids. Gene Ontology annotation, biological process: defense response to Gram-negative bacterium; positive regulation of cytokine production involved in immune response; defense response to Gram-positive bacterium. Gene Ontology annotation, cellular component: membrane; external side of plasma membrane. The record is from RefSeq and is a predicted model, not a curated record. Gene Ontology annotation, molecular function: protein binding; transmembrane signaling receptor activity. The transcript has 10 exons.
UUAUCGCCUUUUCCGCCUCUUCCCCACCCCGCCGCAGCGGGCAGAGGCCGAGCGGGUCUCCCACCCCCGCGAGUCGGGCCCGCCGCGGGAUUAAGCCACACCAGCCGCAGCUUCCCGCUUCCUCCCAUCCCCGUCCCCCCCCCGCUUUCGCUUUCGUCCUCGGCGGGGCCCGGGGCCGCGGCCCCACCUCUCCCGACCAUGUACCUGCUGUGUGCGAGAUGGCGGCCGGCAAGCGGCGGGGUGGAGAUCGGUUCUUGUGUCGCCCCAAAGGUUUUUUCCGUUGUGGUGGUCAUGCAGCUGGACGGCGCGAACGCCCCGGACUGUCGGCCGUACGAAUACCCCGUGGGUUCUGGGUGCUGCCCCAUGUGUGCUCCGGGACUUCGGGUUUUCAAGCAUUGCACUGCAAAUUCCAGUACAACAUGCAUACCUUGUGUAGGGGAUACAUACGCAGAUGAUCCCAAUGGUUCAGAACACUGCAGGAAAUGUAAAAUCUGUGAUAAAGGAGCCAACCUAGUGCCAGAAGUAGCGUGUACCUAUACGAAGAAUACUGUGUGUGGCUGUAUGCCUGGAUAUUUCUGCACUUAUUUUGGGACCAAAGACUGUGAACUUUGUCAACGCUACACUGUCUGCUUUCCUGGCACUAUGGUAAAAGAAAAGGGCACAAAGACCACUGACAAUGUGUGUGAAGCCUGUCCUCCUGGAACCUCCUCAAUAGCCAACAUGUCUUACAGUUGUACACCGUGGUCCAGACUUAGGGAGAACGGCUGGGUACAAGGAGAGGAUGGGAAUCCUUCCUCAUAUUCCUCUGCUGAAGCAAUUGUUGGUUCUGUUCUUGGAACCAUACUAGUUGUUGCAGUUGGCCUUACCAGCAUCUAUAUCUGGCAGAGGAAGAAAAGGAAAGUUUACACGCCACCGGUGCAGGAAUCUGGAAGUGGACAGCAGGGUCAGGCUUUGAUACUAACCGUGGAAAAUGAGGAUCAAACAACUCUUCCUGUGCAGGAAACCGGUGCCGAUCCUAAAGAAACCAGGCCUGAAUGACCAUUUUUGUUUGAACUAUUCUGGACAAUGGAGAUGGUGAAAUAAAAACCAAAAAAACAACCACAAAAACCUGCAAAACGCACAACACCCCAACAAUAAAAGCCUGACUGACAUUUUUUCCAAAUAUUCAUGGAGAAAAAGACAGCUUGAAAUGAAAAGGAGGAUCUGCAGAGGAGCUAAGGAAGUAGCCAAAUGGCAUCUUCAGUACUGAAGUGUAAAAUAGCUGAGUGAUCAAGAUGUUGGUCAGCAUCGUCAGAGGUUGUAAAGCUCCUUCCUUUUACAUCCCCCUUUAUGGACCAGUGGGCUGUGUGGUAUGUCCGGAGUUUCUUUCUUACCAAUUUGGACAGUUACCACUUGGUAUGCAUGUAAUUAUCCCAAGAUAUAUUUGUCAUUGGAAAAAAAAUAGCUUUUUUUUCACUUUAAAGAUUCCAUAUAACUAAUACACAACACGUUUUCCAGAUGUAUUUUGUAUAUAUUUUUCCUUUUAUAAGUAAGGAAAAUACUAAUGGAAAAUAGCUUUUAGUAAUCUCACGAAUGAUGUCUACACAUUUACCAUCCUUUGCUAGUCACCUCUGCUCUAAUCUGCGAUCAUGUGUUUAUGACAAAGUUAAGGUCUGUGUGAACAUCAUGUCUAGAAGUAAAGUUCUUACUAAUGAAAACACACUCUAAAACUACAUUCCAGUUACAUGAAGAAGGGGAAACACCGGGUUGCUUGGCUGUUGGCAUUAUCUUAAGGAAAAGCAUUAUUCUUAAAGGGCAUCAUGAUGGAUGUAGAUUUUUGAGGAAGGAUUUGGUGAGGAUAGUAUUGCUUUGUUUAUCAGCUGAAGAAUGGUAUAUAAGAUGAGAUGUAGAAGAAGAUGGAGAGAGGCACAGAGAAGGCCCAGGAUGGGUGCAGUGGGAUGCCUGGGAGGAGGUACUGGGGGUGAUGGAAUGAGCAGAUCCCCAGAUGAGCUGCGAAAGCGUCAGUGUCAGGGUGAGGAGCCUGUUCUGCCCAGGGCACUGGGGAACGGGCAGUGGGGUUAGAGAGACUGACAUGGGAGGUGUCUUGGCAUUUCCAUUUUGAAUGAUGCCGAGGAAGAGCAGAGGGGUGGAAGGGAGGCGUGAGGACAGUUUGCAGUAAUCGACACGGGUUGCCUGUGUUUUUGCUGCAUUAAUGCAGGCAGUCCCUCGAAUUCAUGUGCACCCAGGCCAUGGAUCUAGAGAGCACUGCUCUUUGAUCAGCAAACUCGCAUAACUCUUCCCCACACGACUAUGAGGAAUGGAAGAAAAAUGAGAGGUGGUUGCCUUUUUGCUUAGAGAAAAUAUGAUGGACAACUUCUUCAUUAAAAACCCCCAAAACUAUAUUAGUUUGUUCAGCAGCAUGUUCUGUAUUUUUGUGCAAGGUAAGGUGAUGUUUCAGAAACUCUGCAUUUUGUAAGAAUGGCUACAAGUAGCUAUACAAAAUGCAGGUCUAUUGUAAAAUCAAGUUGCAAGCAACAGAAAGUUAAAGGUUUUAGCAAAUGCUUUAAAAUUCCUUUUAAAAUUUCUGCUGUAUAUAUGCAGAUCUGUCCAUGAAGAAUUAUUUUCUGUUAAAGUUCUAUGGAUAAAGUUGAUGUUGUGAUUUUUUUAGUGUUUUUAAAAUCACAAUAAAAGUCAUCUUUAUGAAACCUUUAUGUUACAGUAAUCGUGGAAGGGCAUAGUCUACAUUUUUUUUUUUUUUUUUAACUCCUGGCUGUUUUUAUGUCGAAGUUCUGAAAGUAUCUGAAACUGAGAUACAGCAUUUCUUGUUUCUUGUGCAUCUGCUGAGAGCCACGCAAAAAGAACUUAACAAGCCCUGACUUUAUGGCAUGUUUAGAAUCAGUUUUACUUUCAGUGCUCAACUGUGACAAGUUGGUAAGGCGGUUCUAACAUGUCAUUCUGAAAAUACCAGUGGCACCCAGUAAAUGCUUUACUACUUGCUGUGUUUGCCAGUUUUGUGGCUGGUCUGGUACAACUUGCUGAGUAUGUCACCAUGAACAAUAGUGAAAUGCAUUGGGCAAACACACUUUGGGGUUUUUUUCCGACCUUUUUUCUCUACAUUAACUCUUUGGUAGCUGUUUAAUGUUUCAUGGGGUUGGAUGUUUUCCAGCAUUUGGCUGACUGUAGCAUCUGCUAGUUGUUAACCACUGCUUGUUCCUCCACAACACUUGUGCAUGAAGGGUUACUUCUACUGUUUAAUGAAAAGUUUUCUUGAGCAAACUUUAAAGAUAAAACCAAAAACCCCAAAUGGAGAGAGUUCAGAGAAUAGUGACAAGGAAACUUCAGCCUCCUUUGUGCUACAUGCCAACCUUGGGGUAAGUUCUGGCUUUUUUAACCUUUAAUGACUCAAUCUUAUUGUUGAAGCCUUACUUUGGCAGCAGUAGCAUCCUGCUUUUGCACCUGCACUAGUGAUACAUGUGGCUUUGAACAGACUUCAAAUCUUACAGCUUUGCAACUCCCAGCACUUCUUUCAGUUUACAGGUAGCAGGUGUUACUCAGUACCUUGCUGGCUGACAUGUACAUUGUUUUCUUCCAAAAAUGCGAAUUGUGCAAUUGGUGACCUGGCAGUACCGUUUCUGACAUGGUGCCUGGCUUUCUGGUGGGCACAGAGCUUUCUCUCAGUAUGGUGGUGGUCAGGUUUUGAAGGUUUCAUUGCUGCUCGUCUCUGCAUAAUCCAGAUCUGCUAAUUCUCACCUUGGGUUAAUUAGUGUUUGUAAAGCACUUUGUAAACCUCAGCAGACAGGUGCUAGACACAUGUAAACCAUUAUAGGUGCUGCAGGUGUGCUGACAGGCUGCUGCUGGACCAUGGGUGUCUGGUUGCCUUAGAGCUGGUGUGAUUUUUAAAUUAUUGUUUUGGCAUACUCUGGAUCUUAAGUUAUUCAGUAUUACUUUUUACUGAUAUGAAAUUUUAAUUAAACAGCUGUGAAAGGAGAUUAAGAUCUUAAGAAGGGAGAGGAGUUAAAUAUUACUGUUCAGUGUUGUCAUUUGGAGGAGGGAUUUAUUGUAGUAUUUAGGCAGCAAUUGCUCCCAAGAUGUUUUUUGCAAAGAAAUACCUGUCCUGCAGCCCCAUAAUUAUUAGAUCAUCAGAAACUAGAGAUGCACAUCUAAAACAGCGCAGAAACUUUGCUGUUUCAUAACUCCUGAGACUGGAGAGGCAAGACUUGUAGGAAGAGGUAACCUACAAUUGGAAUUCUGGAGCCAACACCACAAAUAACAUUUCAGCUUGUGUUUCUUGCUGAUUUGAGAAACAAAGUUUGUCCUGCUGACCAUUGGAAAGACCCUCUAAAAGGUACUAAAAUUUAAAAGGCAGUUGAGCCUGGGUAGGAACUCUUGGUUUCUAUGCCUUCAGUUUGCAGCUGGGAGUUUUGCAGAGUCAGGUAAAGAGAUGGGAUGCAGCAUCAGACUAGGAUCAGCAAUCAACAAACUAAGAAAAAUUUUUUUGGGGUGCCUACCAUAGCAGCAGUGUGUUUAAUGUCUACAGCAAGUGUGUGUUUGAUGGAGUCUGAAGAAACCUGCUAAUGUUCAGUUGUGUCUUUUGGUCUGUUUUAGAAGUUGUAGCCUGAUUUGUCACCAGGUGGCAGCAUGAGAGAAGGAAAGACUUCAUCUUUCUCUCAUUCUGGAAAACGCCUGAAUAUUUCUUUUCCUAGGUGGAGAAAAGAUGGUCUUGUACAGGACUCCCCAGGUGACUCUGUUCCUUUGGAAACAACUGAAAAGUCAGUCAUUGCAACUGCUGAGGAAAGUAUAAAGCCUCAGGGGUGUUCACAAACCGAGCGUGUAGCUGCCGCUGGCAGCGUGCAGCGCAGCAGCGGGAUGGCAGGGAGUGCCGCGCAACGGCUGCGCCGCAGGGUGACCGGUUGUACCACGCGAUGCCGACAAGCUGCGCUGGAAAACCUGACUUGACAGACUGAAGGUUUUUGAAGCUCGGUCUGGUCAGGACCCCGGGGUCUUACUGGAGAGGUUUCAUCAUCUCUGCUCUUCACUUUGAAUUGGCAGUUGUGUUAAACUGAGAUGGGAGGGAAGCUUACGGAGGGCACAGGUGUCAGAUGGAAACCUAAUGCCACGUGGUGACUGAAGCGCACAGCAACAGACCCUGCUCACAAGCCACAAUCUGAAUUUGAAUGUCCUCUGCAUUUAUCUCUCUGUAGAUGUUCGCUCACUGAUAGGCUAAGGUCAGUGAAACUCCGCUGCUGCCCCUGUCCUUAUCUUGAGUUGUUUCUCACUUGUGGUGGCACAUCUCUUCUGUGACCCUUGUGCACAUGAUUAUGGAAAAGUAACACAGUGAUGUCCUGGUUUUGGCUGAGAUAGGAAAAGAGAAGUUGAAAAGUCGUCGAUUUCUCAGUAACAGCUAAAAACAUCAGUAUGUUACCAACAUUCUUCUCAUAUCAAAUCCCAUACUGAAUCCAAAACACAGCACUAUUAUAGCUACUAAGAAGGAAAAAAAAAUAAGCUCUAUUCCAGCUGUGACCAGGACAAGUGGUUAACAGGGAGUGCCAUUUCCUAGUUGUUUCGAGCCUCUCUCUUGUCUCAGUUCUUGUUUCAUCAGGGUUGUUGGUAGCUAGUGGGAUGUAGGGGGCUGUAACUGGAGAGGGGAGGUGUGAAUGCCAGAGGGGUAAAAUAGAAGGACACGCGUGGGACUGUGAAGGGAGGUUGUAGCUUACGCGCUCGGGUUGUGCUGGCACAGACACAGAGCGGCAGAUGGAAAGAGUCUUCUGCAGGUGGGAGGUGUAAUAAACUUACAUGAAAAAAUAAAGUAACUUCCAUGUGCUGUAAUAAUAACUCAGAAUAAAACCUCCCAGGCACUUUUUAAUUAUCCCUUUAACAGUUGUAUGUGCCAGAACUUCUAAUGGCACAUCUCCAGAGCUUAAUGAUUUUGCAGAGUAAUUAAAUUGUCAGCCGUGUGAACCUCCUCCACCUGACCUCUGCAUGGUUUUGUGCUGUUUCCCUUGCUUGGCACAUAUAUACUGUUGGCACUUUCCUGAGCUCCCUCACGGUAGGCAGUGACUGCCUGACAAUCUCGUAUCAGACAGUUUCGUAGUCCCUCUGCUAAGACUCAAGUGAAGAAAUAUAAGAAAGCAAUUCGCAAGGCCAGAACUGUGCUACGAAUAUGGUCACAAAGCACAAUAACUUGUACUUUUAGAUACGCAAAUCCAACUAGCCCUAGGACCAUAUCUGUUAUCUGUAGAGUACGUGCUAAGUUGAUAUUAGCUAGUCCAAUUGAAACAGUUAAUAGCACUGCAUUACUGGACACAACUUUGUUUUAUUUUCUUCCAUAAUCUCAUGCUUUUGUUCUUGUGUAUGACUCUGUGACCUGCCUCGUGAGCAAGGGACCUUGCCAGCAUGUUGGGAACAUACUGGGCUAUAUACCCUGCUCCCUAACCAUAAUUAUUUCUGUAUUUCUUACAGUGCAAUGAAGAGGUCUACAUCUUGUAA